AUGCCCAGCGUGUUCGAUUACUUCGAGGCGGCGGCGAGGGGCGAUGGCGAGGGGGCCGUUCCUCUGCCGCCGCUGGCGCACCAGCCCUCUGGGCCGAUCGGGCCGCACUUGAGUUGGAGCGCUUGCUCGGCUGCGACUGGCCGACCCGCGGGCCCCGACGGCCAGGUUCGUGAUCUCCUCUCGAUCCUCCAGGCCGGCGAGGCCUGCGGCAUCCAGCUCCUCGACGCCCCUGCCCCCCUUGCCCCGCGAGCUGAGGCGGGCGCCGUGGCCGGCGGCAGGGCUUCGUGGAGGGGUUGGCUUCGCGAAGGUUUCGGCUCUGGAGGCAAGCGGGCCCUCUUGGCCACCUGGGGCCCCGGGGCCUGGAAGGCCGCCGCUACCCUCGUCAGCCGCGGCGGGAUUCGCGCGGACCAUCGCUCCUUGCUUCGGGCGGGGGGCUUCAAGUUCAGCAAGCUUUGGGGCCCUGGCGAGGGCCCAGAUGCAAGCCCCGCGGCAGUCAUCGAAGCCCUGCUUCAGCUGGCCCCCGACGAGACGCGCGGGCUCAGCCGCGCGCACAGGAAGGCCAGCGCCGCAUCCGCCGCCCAGGCCGAGGCUGUGGCCGCCCCCAAUCUCGCGCCAGCGGCCCUUUUCGGGGGCAUGAAGAAGAGUGCCGCCCAGCAGCUCGAGCUGCAGUUUGGCGACGCGGCUGGUGCCUCUGCUCUGUCCGUGGUCAACGUAGGCGUGGACCACGCCGCCAGCCGCGCUUUGCGCGCUUGCGGGGCAGGCAAAGGGAAGCACUGCAAGUUUAAGGGGCGUCAGGCACUUGCUAGGCGGUGCUGGGAUAUCAUUCUUCGUGAGAAGUUCCGUUCUUCUAAGAUCAGCGAUAAGGAUAAAUCCACCAUGAGGGCCGUCGCCAGCAACGCCAUCUGGACCAGCGCGGCCGCCAAGAAUACUGUCUACGACGUUUCUCCUAACUGCGAGCUGUGCGGUCAGCACGACGACUCGCUCUGGCACAGCCUCUGGCAGUGUUCUGCUUGCGCCGAGGAGCGCGCGCGUCUCGUCCCAGAAGACAUCCUUGACCUCGCUAUGGACAGAAAGACUGACAACUAUGAGUAUACCCUCUUCGUGCAUGGAGCCUUGAGGCGACUGUUCAUGAGUCGGGCCACGCUGGAGGCGAAGAGGAACGCCGCCAGAGCCGUGGCCGCGCGGGUGGCGGCCGAGGCCGCUGAGCGGCAAGGGGCGGCCGCGGAGGCCCAGGAGCCGCCGGAGGCGGAGGAGGAGGGCGCGCCGCGGGCGCCGGGGCCGGCGCCCGCCGGGCCGAGCAGCGCGUGGCCGAGCGGGCCGGCGUUUUCGGCGGGCGGGCGGAAGGCGCGCCCUGGCAAGAAGCGGCCCAGGAAGUCGUCCCGGCAGAUGCCCGACGUGCUGCUGCGCAGCAAGUUGAUGCCUUGCGCCGCACACUUGCGAGGAAGCUGCAUGUUCGGGGCUCGGUGCGCGAUGGCGCACAGCCUGAAGGAGGUGCACACGGCCAGAGAGCCGUUGCUGAAGAUAGUCCGCAAGGCGGCGGCCGCGGCACCGUCGGCCUCGGAGGGCAGCGAGGGGUACUCCGACUCCUCGUCGCUGCCCGAGAAGGCCGACCGCGGGGCAGGCGCGCGGGCGCCAGCCGACCGCGGCGGCGCGGCGUGA
Messenger RNA from Prorocentrum cordatum, 1659 nucleotides. The record is from the annotation of a GenBank genome assembly. NCBI's taxonomy places the organism in Eukaryota, Dinophyceae, Prorocentrales, Prorocentraceae.